This is a messenger RNA of Serpula lacrymans var. lacrymans S7.9, 576 nucleotides long. RefSeq lists its product as uncharacterized. Bases 1 to 576 code for a protein of 191 amino acids. Lineage: Eukaryota; Fungi; Basidiomycota; Agaricomycetes; Boletales; Serpulaceae. The record is from RefSeq and is a predicted model, not a curated record. The transcript is spliced from 5 exons.
AUGUUAGGGAGGCUUAGAGAAUUGCGCCCAGCUAUUGAGUGCCUGGUAGCUGAGUUAAGUGUUACUGACUCUGACUCAGAGUUUACAAGGUAUAGGUUGAUGGCCAAAGAGUGGGAAGUUCUAAAAGAUCUUGAAUCAAUUCUCUCAGUUGCGCACUUAGCUCAGCAGACAUUGUCUUUUGAGAAAGUUCCAGUCCUAGCUGCAGCUAUCCCAGUGUACAAACUGGUCAUGUCUAGAUGGGAGUUAUUACAGGAUAAACAUUUACGCCUCAAGCCAUAUAUUCAGGCAGGAUUGGAUAAAGCUAUUGGCUAUUAUUGUCAGACAGAUGAGAAUCUAGCCUAUGUUAUUUUGAUGUUCUUGAACCCUGCCAUCAAAUAUAGCUGGAUUUGUGAAAAAUGGGGAAUAGAAUAUAUGAAACCAGCACAGGCUCAUACUUUGAACUAUCCUGGCCAGCCGCAAACACAGCAAUUUCAACCACCUCAACUAUAUGGAACUACAAACCAUCAAGCUGUAGACAUUAUUUGUCCUUUGACUGAGGAGUACAGAUUAUUAGACAUGGGAUUAGCUCUGGAUUGA